AUGCGGGAUGCUGGCCAAGUCGAGGUGGGAGAGGACGUCCACGCCUCCCCAUUGGUGGAGGAGUGGGUCAACCCCCUCUACACCACGACUGCUGACGACGAGGAAGCUGCCCGCGAGGCGGACGACGAGGACUGUGGGGACAUGCCCGCGGCAGAGGAUGACAUGGAGGAGGAGGAGGAGGAGGAGGAGGAGGAGGAGGAGGAAGAGGAGGAGGAGGAGGAGGAGGAGGAGGAGGAGGAGGAGGAGGAGGAGGAGGAGGAGGAGGAGGAGGAGGAGGAGGCGGAGGCGGAGGCGGAGGAGGAGGAGGCGGAGGCGGAGGAGGAGGAGGAGGAGAUCGAGGGGGAGGCAGAGUGGGGAGAUGUGGAGGAGGAUGAUGUCAGGCUGAAGGGAAGGGGGGAAGAAGGGAAGGGGAUGGAGGGAAGCAGGGAAGGGGAUGGGGGGAAGGAGGGAAGGGGAUGGGGAGAAGGAGGGAAGGGGAUGGGGGGAAGCAGGGAAGGGGAUGGGGGGAAGCAGGGAAGGGGAUGGGGGGAAGCAGGGAAGGGGAUGGGGGGAAGCAAGGAAGGGGAUGGGGGGAAGCAGGGAAGGGGAUGGGGGGAAGCAGGGAAGGGGAUGGGGGGAAGCAGGGAAGGGGAUAAGGGGAAGCAGGGAAGGGGAUGGGGGGAAGCAGGGAAGGGGAUGGGGGGAAGCAGGGAAGGGGAUGGGGGGAAGCAGGGAAGGGGAUGGGGGGAAGCAAGGAAGGGGAUGGGGGGAAGCAGGGAAGGGGAUGGGGGGAAGCAGGGAAGGGGAUGGGGGGAAGCAGGGAAGGGGAUAAGGGGAAGCAGGGAAGGGGAUGGGGGGAAGCAGGGAAGGGGAUGGGGGGAAGCAGGGAAGGGGAUGGGAGGAAGCAGGGAAGGGGAUGAGGGGAAGCAGGGAAGGCGAUGGGGGGAAGCAGGGAAGGGGAUAGGGGGAAGCAGGGAAAGGGAAGGGGGAAAGAAGGGAAGGGGAUGGGGGGAAGCAGGGAAGGGGAUGGGGGGAAGGAGGGAAGGGGAUGGGGGGAAGGAGGGAAGCAGAAGGGGGGAAGCAGGGAAGGGGAACCCGCUGAAGCAGAGAAGGGGAUGGGGGGAAGGAGGGAAGGGGAUGGGGGGAAGCAGGGAAGGGGAUGGGGGGAAUGAGGGAAGGGGAUGGGGGGAAGAAGGGAAGGGGAUGAGGGGGAACAGCGAAAGGGACAUGGGGAAGCAGGGAAGGGGACAUGGGGAAGCAGGGAAGGGGACAUGGGGAAGCAGGGCAGGGGAUGGGGGAAUAUGA
Closterium sp. NIES-65 is the source of this 1284-nucleotide messenger RNA. Lineage: Eukaryota; Viridiplantae; Streptophyta; Zygnematophyceae; Desmidiales; Closteriaceae. The record is from the annotation of a GenBank genome assembly.